AGCAGCAGUAGCAGCAGCAGCUCCGCCAGCCAGCCGCUCCGCCUUACGGCCGCGCCCUCAGUCGCUGCCUGGGCGCAGAACGGCGCCCACCCCCACCAUGCUGGCCGCUGGACUGCGCGCCGCGCUUCGCAGCUCUACGAGACCGCAGGUAUUAUCUGUGAGCAGCAAUGGCUACGCAACGGAGGCGACAUUUGACACGAAGGAAUGCCGGCUGCACCGGCUGGACCAGGGCCCGUCCACCAGUGUGAAGCUGACGAGGGAAGAUGCGCUGCAGUACUUCGAGCAGAUGCAGACAAUCCGACGCCUCGAGACCGCUGCCGGCAACCUCUACAAGGAGAAGAUCAUCCGGGGGUUCUGCCACCUCUACUCUGGACAGGAGGCGGUGGCGGUCGGCAUGCGGUGUGUGAUGCGGCCGCAGGACUCAGUCAUCUCGGCGUACCGCGUGCACGGCUGGACCUACCUGAUGGGAGUGCCGCCGCUGGGGGUGUUGGCCGAGCUGACGGGCCGGCGCUCGGGCUGCGCGCGCGGCAAGGGCGGCUCCAUGCACAUGUACGCCCACAACUUCUACGGCGGCAACGGCAUCGUCGGCGCACAGGUGCCUCUGGGAGUGGGCGUAGCGUUCGCGGCGCAGUACCAGGGCACGGGCGGCGUGUGCUUCGCGCUGUACGGCGACGGCGCGGCCAACCAGGGCCAGAUCUUCGAGGUGUACAACAUGGCCAAGCUGUGGGGGCUGCCCUGCGUCUUCGUCUGCGAGAACAACGGCUACGGCAUGGGCACCAGCGCGGCGCGCGCCUCUGCCAACACCGACUACUACACGCGCGGAGACAUGGUGCCCGGCAUCAAGGUGGACGGCAUGGACGUGCUGGCGGUACGCGAGGCGUCGCGGUUCGCGGUGGAGCACUGCUCCUCUGGCAAGGGCCCGCUGCUGAUGGAGGCGGUCACCUACCGCUACUCCGGGCACUCCAUGUCCGACCCGGGCACCAGCUACCGGACGCGCGAGGAGAUCCAGGAGGUGCGCUCCACCAGGGACCCCAUCUCAUCCUUCAAGGAGAAGAUCCUCAACUCGGAACUCGUCAAGCCCGACGAGCUCAAGGAAAUCGAGACGAGGGUGAAGAAGGCGGUGGACGAGGCGACGCUGAAGGCGAAGGCGGACCACGAGAUCGGCCUGGACGAGCUGGCCAGCGACGUGUACGCCAGCCCCCUGGAGCCCAUGGUGCGCGGCACCGUGCCCUGGUCGCCCGUGGCGCACAAGCGCGUCGGGCCCGCCGUCAACAUCAAGUGACGCGGGGGCGGCGGGGGCUGGCCGCCCGCCGGGCGCAUCAUCGUCCCCUCCGAGUGAGGCGGCCGCCGCCCCCGCUCCGCAGACAUCUCCAGACAUCGCCCGAGUGGGCGGCUGUCGCCCGCCGGGGAUCCACUGCCACGU
Molecule: messenger RNA, 1423 nt
Organism: Schistocerca americana (American grasshopper)
Lineage: Eukaryota; Metazoa; Arthropoda; Insecta; Orthoptera; Acrididae
Product: pyruvate dehydrogenase E1 component subunit alpha, mitochondrial-like
Exons: 7
Coding region: 98-1282 (394 amino acids)
Biological process (GO): pyruvate decarboxylation to acetyl-CoA
Cellular component (GO): intracellular membrane-bounded organelle
Molecular function (GO): pyruvate dehydrogenase (acetyl-transferring) activity
Source: RefSeq, a predicted model, not a curated record